Messenger RNA from Dipodomys spectabilis (banner-tailed kangaroo rat), 2719 nucleotides. RefSeq names its product potassium voltage-gated channel subfamily C member 1 (gene Kcnc1). Gene Ontology annotation, molecular function: protein binding; delayed rectifier potassium channel activity. The record is from RefSeq and is a predicted model, not a curated record. Gene Ontology annotation, cellular component: axon; dendrite membrane; neuronal cell body membrane. Bases 1 to 1758 code for a protein of 585 amino acids. Lineage: Eukaryota; Metazoa; Chordata; Mammalia; Rodentia; Heteromyidae. The transcript is spliced from 4 exons. Gene Ontology annotation, biological process: protein homooligomerization; potassium ion transmembrane transport.
AUGGGCCAAGGGGACGAGAGCGAGCGCAUCGUGAUCAACGUGGGCGGCACGCGCCACCAGACGUACCGCUCGACGCUGCGCACGCUGCCCGGCACGCGGCUCGCCUGGCUGGCGGAGCCCGACGCCCACAGCCACUUCGACUAUGACCCACGCUCCGACGAGUUCUUCUUCGAUCGCCACCCGGGCGUCUUUGCGCACAUCUUGAACUACUACCGAACGGGCAAGCUGCACUGCCCAGCCGACGUGUGCGGGCCUCUCUACGAGGAGGAGCUGGCCUUCUGGGGCAUCGACGAGACCGACGUGGAGCCCUGUUGCUGGAUGACUUACCGACAGCAUCGAGACGCCGAGGAGGCUCUGGACAGCUUUGGCGGGGCGCCCCUAGACAACAGCGCCGACGACGCGGACGCCGACGGCCCUGGCGACUCGGGCGACGGCGAGGACGAGCUGGAGAUGACCAAACGAUUGGCGCUCAGUGACUCUCCAGAUGGCCGGCCCGGCGGCUUCUGGCGCCGCUGGCAGCCGCGCAUCUGGGCGCUCUUCGAGGACCCUUACUCAUCCCGCUAUGCGCGGUAUGUGGCCUUUGCCUCCCUCUUCUUCAUCUUGGUCUCCAUCACCACCUUCUGCCUGGAGACCCACGAGCGCUUUAACCCCAUCGUGAACAAGACAGAGAUUGAGAAUGUUCAGAAUGGCACCCAAGUACGCUACUACCGGGAAGCAGAGACAGAAGCCUUCCUCACCUAUAUUGAGGGCGUCUGUGUGGUCUGGUUCACCUUUGAGUUCCUCAUGCGUGUCGUCUUCUGCCCCAACAAGGUGGAAUUCAUCAAGAACUCGCUCAAUAUCAUUGACUUUGUGGCCAUCCUCCCCUUCUACCUGGAAGUGGGCCUAAGCGGCCUGUCCUCCAAGGCUGCCAAGGAUGUCCUGGGCUUCCUGCGUGUCGUCCGCUUUGUUCGUAUCCUGCGUAUCUUCAAGCUGACCCGCCACUUUGUGGGCCUGCGGGUCCUGGGCCACACGCUUCGUGCCAGCACCAACGAAUUCCUGCUGCUUAUCAUCUUCCUGGCCCUGGGUGUGCUCAUCUUCGCCACUAUGAUCUACUAUGCAGAGAGGAUAGGGGCCCAGCCCAAUGACCCCAGCGCCAGUGAGCACACGCACUUUAAGAACAUCCCCAUCGGCUUCUGGUGGGCUGUGGUCACCAUGACAACGCUGGGCUAUGGAGACAUGUACCCGCAGACGUGGUCCGGCAUGCUGGUGGGAGCCCUGUGCGCCCUGGCAGGUGUGCUAACCAUCGCCAUGCCUGUGCCAGUCAUCGUGAACAAUUUCGGGAUGUACUAUUCCUUAGCAAUGGCUAAGCAGAAACUACCAAAGAAAAAAAAGAAGCAUAUUCCUCGGCCACCGCAGCUGGGAUCUCCCAAUUAUUGUAAAUCUGUCGUAAACUCUCCACACCACAGUACUCAGAGUGACACAUGUCCGCUGGCCCAGGAGGAAAUUUUAGAAAUUAACAGAGCAGAUUCCAAACUGAAUGGGGAGGUGGCGAAGGCCGCGCUGGCGAACGAAGACUGCCCCCACAUAGACCAGGCCCUCACUCCCGAUGAGGGCCUGCCCUUUACCCGCUCGGGCACCCGCGAGAGAUACGGACCCUGCUUCCUCUUAUCAACCGGGGAGUACGCGUGCCCACCUGGUGGAGGAAUGAGAAAGGAUCUUUGCAAAGAAAGCCCUGUCAUUGCUAAGUAUAUGCCGACAGAGGCUGUGAGAGUGACUUGACCAGGCGGCUUGGCCGAGGACACUGGUGGCUAUUAAGCAUCUGGGUGGACCUGCAGCCCCUCCUCACCCUCGGACAGAGUAAAUUCACGCCACGCAGGUUUGCCGGACGAGUCCGAGUGGCCCAGGCAUUGUACUAGGACGGACGUAGCUUUUUCUACGGCCAAAUGGUAACUGACCGUAGAGGAUUUCUUUUCCUUCUUUCCAUUUUUUUUUAAAGUUUUAUUUUAUUUGGGGGAAUGGGGUGGAGGGGUUCCUUAGCAUGACUUGCAUGAAGUUAAACAGAAAACCCAGAGAAACCAAACCCACCAACACCCUGCAACUGUAUGAUUACUCUAAACAACAACACUAACAAAAAGAAGAAACAAGAAAAGAAAAGAAAAAGUCCUAUAUUUUCUUUCAGAGCUCUUUACUUUUACACACAUUGUUGGAGCCAAACUGUAAUGGCGUGCGUUAGAAACCUGUACGUUUCUGGGAGUGAGGGCCGGGGAGGAAAAACAGGGAUGGGGAAUGGAUUGCAUCCUCUCUUUUUUUUGUAUACAAGAUCAAGAGUAACAGUUCUAAAAAGGGCAGCUGGUCAGUCAUCGGUCAUAUUGACCUCACCUCCAUAGUUCAUCUCUCAUGUGGAAACCAAGAACUUUGCUCCAAAUAGAAUCGUGGAAACUCGCACUGCUGUCUUCUUCCCUCUGUUUGGCAUGCUUGUGACCCAGCGGACAUUUCCCCAAGAUCCCUGACAGCGGUUAGUUUAGGUUGAUUCUCUCAUCUUAGCAGUUUUGUAGAUCCAGUGUGACCAACUUUCAUAACCAACUGUUCAUAGUAAAUAAUCAACACCGUAUGGAUUCUCCAAGUGUUAUUUAAAACCAGGAUGUAGAGCACCAAAAGUUCAGGACCAUUGGAGGGGCAACGUCCUCCAUCUUCAUUAAGGUACAACUUGGCAUUGUAUGCGAUUUAGUUCUUCAGAGUA